AUGACAUCGAUCAGCUCUGAGAUGAUCACCUGUUCAAUUGGUAAUCUGACCAAAGGAUAUGCCAAACUCAAAGUUACAAUUGACACCAACACCUAUUUCUCAAACAAUACUCUGGCCAUAUAUAAUUCCCCCCUACUGAGUAAUAACUGUGGAUAUCAGGAUGCUUGUUCUUCUCAUGGACAAUGUGUGAAUGGAAGAUGCCAAUGUGAUAGAUAUUGGGGUGGAGUACACUGUGAAGUCCAUACAGCAACUGGAGCAUUGAUCAAUAAUGUUGAUACUACACCAAAGACAACAUUCCAAUCUGCUGAUUCACACUUCUUGCCCAAUGUCAUUGACAUCUUUGCCAUCCAAGAGUUGGAUAUUGAUCAACGUGUUGUCAAGUCUGUCCCAACUACUGCUUGGACCAUGUCCCAACCAACCAACGAUAAAGUCAACAACAUCACAUCUAGAUUGUAUACUCUGGCCAAGGUGGAUGCCCAACCAACUCUCAUUAUCACAGUGUUGGUCCAAGAUCUUCUGUUCCCAGACUCGAACAACUCAACAAUCAUGAUCACCACUGAUGUUGUGAUGAAUGUUUCAAUCCAAGGAUGGACAUAUCAAUCAAACAUGAACACUUUGAGGGUUGUUCUCUUCAAGAAUGCCUCGACGACAACUGUUACCACUGGUCCAAACUGUGGAAGAGUGUUCCUCUUUGGUUGGGACUCAAUCGACAACAACAUGCAAUACUUUAGAGAUACUGAUUAUGAUCAGUUGUUUGCCACCUUCCCAACGUUUGGUCUUUCUGAUGGUUUGCCAACAUUCACCAGGAACGAGCUGAUCAGUUCAUCGACCAACCAGUCACUGUUUGGUAUCAACUUGCCACAAUGUCAACAAUGCAGUGUCAGUCCAUCGUUCUCAGUGUUGGACAGUCCAGACUCUAGAAACAAUCGUCUACAGUAUGGUUGUGAAGGUAAUGGAACCAAGGGUGAUAGCCGCAUAGGUGUCUCUGGUAUCGUUGCCAUUGCAGUUGUAUGUGGUGCUGUAUUAUUGGCAAUCAUCAUAACAAUCAUUGUAUUGGUUGUUAGAAGAGUUAGAAGAUCAAGAAGAGAGGAGUCUGGUAAUAAGAUGGGUCCACUAUAA
Acytostelium subglobosum LB1 is the source of this 1119-nucleotide messenger RNA. RefSeq lists its product as hypothetical. The record is from RefSeq and is a predicted model, not a curated record. The transcript has 2 exons. Bases 1 to 1119 code for a protein of 372 amino acids. NCBI's taxonomy places the organism in Eukaryota, Evosea, Eumycetozoa, Acytosteliales, Acytosteliaceae.